CGGGGUUAGAGUUGAAAGGGGAUUGUGCUGCUGCAAAGGAAGGUGUUUCUCAAUGUCUGAUCUUCACAGACACAGGCCGCAUGUCAGUUAAAGAAUUGGUUGCUGUAAACGCCAUGGAGGAAAUAGAAACGGAGGAGGAGAAGCUUUUUAAAAAGCAUCGUAAGGAAAAGAAAGAAUUACAGGCUAGAAUACAGGCAAUGAAAAGUGCUGUCGCUAAAAAUGACAAGAAAAGAAGAAAACAGCUGGUAGAGGAAGUUGCAAAAUUUGAGGCCGAAUUGGAACUAAAGCAUGAGGAGGAACUUAAACAGCUCACUCAAUCACUUGAUAAAUCUAGUACGGUUGAAUCAUCUACUAAUGGAAUUGCAAAUUUAGAAUUGGAGAUUGAAAAUGGGAAAGCAAUUAAGCAGUCUCGGAUAUCCAAGGCGCAGAAAAGAAGGGAAAAGAAAGCUGCUCAGGACAAAGAAAGGGAAGAGAGAAUAGCUGAAGCUGAAAUUGAGAACUUGAAAGGAGCCAGGCACCUGGAAAAGCAGAAACUUGCUGAAAUCCUUGCUAAAAGGCAGUUGCAGAUCAAGCAGAUACCAUCUGAUGGUCACUGCAUGUACAAAGCUAUUGAAGAUCAACUUAAAAAACAGAACGGUCUAUUGACCAUUGCAGAGCUAAGGACACGGGCAGCUGAGUACAUGAGAAGUCACGUGGAUGAUUUCCUACCUUUUCUGACCAACUCUAAUACAGGAGACAUGUAUACACCUGAGGAAUUUGAAAAGUACUGUGAUGAGGUAGCCAACACAACAGCCUGGGGUGGACAACUUGAGUUGAGGGCUUUGUCUCACGUUUUGCAAAUGCCAGUGGAGGUGAUACAAGCUGACUCUACUCCAAUCAUAAUAGGUGAAGAGUAUGGAAGCAAACCAAUAAUUCUCGUGUAUAUGAGACAUGCAUAUGGUUUGGGAGAACAUUAUAACUCUGUAGAACAAUUAACUGACUUACCUACAGAAGAUAUAUGCUAAAUACUGAUCAGCAUUUACAUUUUACUUCUUACAUCAAAGUAUUUGAAUUUCUCAGUUGUAAUUUUCAUGUUGAGCUGAAAAUUGUACUACUUUCACAGUUCAUGUGGGGUAUUUGAAAAUGAUGAUGCAUUUCCCAGUUUUUCUUUCUUGAACAGACCAUUUAAUUGUGUGAAGACCAGCAAUAAAAGCUGAAUGAAGACUGCAUGUGUUCAUUGGGAUUAAACAAUGUCAGUGAUCCUGCUGUUCAGUAUAUGCUGUGCAUAGUGAGACAAAUAAAAUUUCAGAAGUGAAAAGCAAUGAAAAUGGGCCCAGUAGGUUGUUUCAAUCAGGCAUCCAUGUUUUCUGUAAAAGGAAGUUGCAGCAGUUGACUUCUAAUUAUUAUUCAGUGUUAUAGCACAAACGUGUAAUGCUUACUUUAUAUUUUGUAUCAUUAAAUUUUAAGAUAUCAUGCUGUAA
Carcharodon carcharias (great white shark) is the source of this 1460-nucleotide messenger RNA. RefSeq names its product OTU deubiquitinase 6B (gene otud6b). The record is from RefSeq and is a predicted model, not a curated record. The transcript is spliced from 7 exons. Gene Ontology annotation, biological process: protein deubiquitination. Gene Ontology annotation, molecular function: cysteine-type deubiquitinase activity. Bases 81 to 1004 code for a protein of 307 amino acids. Lineage: Eukaryota; Metazoa; Chordata; Chondrichthyes; Lamniformes; Lamnidae.